Elgaria multicarinata webbii is the source of this 1731-nucleotide messenger RNA. RefSeq names its product fibroblast growth factor 10 (gene FGF10). The coding region runs from base 196 to 927 and encodes 243 amino acids. Lineage: Eukaryota; Metazoa; Chordata; Lepidosauria; Squamata; Anguidae. Gene Ontology annotation, cellular component: cytoplasm. Gene Ontology annotation, molecular function: type 2 fibroblast growth factor receptor binding; chemoattractant activity; growth factor activity. Gene Ontology annotation, biological process: wound healing; positive regulation of epithelial cell migration; positive regulation of gene expression. The transcript is spliced from 3 exons. The record is from RefSeq and is a predicted model, not a curated record.
GCGGCCCCCGGUUCCUGGACGGCUUCGCCCCCUGCGGCAUGGAUGUGGGCGCCCUCCCUUCAGGCCAGAUCGCAGCUCCGCGGGCCCUGAGCAGGGGCUCUCCCCAUCAGCUGUCCCCUCGCCUCUGCCCGGUGUUCACCCUUCCAGUAUGUUCCUUUUCAUGAGGCAUCUCCCAGCGCCCAGAGCUUCAGUACAAUGUGCAAAUGGAGACUGAUACAGGGUGCCGCAGCCUUUGCCCACCUGCCUUCCUCCUCCUCCUCCUCCUCUUCCUCCUCUUGCUCCAGCCGGGGCCAACGCCGCCGCCGCUGCUGCUGCUGCUUCGUCCUGCUGCUCUUCUUCGUCAUGUCGUCUGUGGCCGCCCCCUGCCCGGAUCGUGGCCGGGACCUGCGGCGCCUCAAGGCCACCAACGCCUCGUCGGCUGCUGCUGCUGCUUCCUCCUCCUCCUCCUCUUCCUCACCUGCCAGCGUGGGGAGACACGUGCGGAGCUACGAGCACCUCCGAGGAGACGUGCGCUGGAGGAAGCUCUAUUCCCACAACAAGUUCUUCCUCCGGAUCGAGAAGAACGGCAACGUCAGCGGCACCAAGAGGGACAACUGCCCCUUCAGCAUAAUGGCGAUAACAUCUGUGGACGUUGGAGUUGUGGCAGUUAGAUCUAUUAACAGCAACUAUUACCUAGCCAUGAACAAGAAUGGAAAAGUCUAUGGAUCUAGAGAGUUUAACAAUGACUGUAAACUAAAGGAGAGAAUAGAAGAAAAUGGAUACAAUACGUAUGCAUCAUCCUUUUGGAAGAAUAAUGGAAGGCAAAUGUUUGUGGCCUUGAAUGGAAAAGGAGCCACCAGGAAAGGACAGAAAACUAGGAGGAAAAACACCACCGGUCAUUUUCUCCCAAUUGUAGUCGAGCCACAGAUGAAGGACCUGUUCUAUUGAUAGCAGUUGAACCAAAGAUCAUUUGUCAGGAAUACUUGGUAAUCCUCUUGAAGAGGAAAGGCAGAAACAGUGCAGAUGUCUGCUUGAUUGAAAAGAGGGGGCAACCCUUUGAAGGUUUUGUACUCUUUGCUGGCACAUGAAGUACUUCUAAUUAGUUCUGUGUCAUAUCUUAUAAUCAAGACACAAGCUGGAUCAAAUGGGAUGGGAGCGCUUUCCAGUGUGAACAAAUUAUUAUUAUUAUUUUUAUUUUUUAUCUUGCCGAUAGAACUUAAAGGACAUGAGACAAUGUAUUGAAUGAUGUUCGGGGAAAGUUAUUUAUGGAAUACUAACUCAUAUCAAAGACCUUCAUUGCUCACUCAAGCCUAAUGAUCCAAUGAACAGUUAGGCAUGCAAGCAUUUACUGGAAGCACAUGGAUCAUAUGCAGAAAUAAAGAAGAUUCUGGAAUGGUCUCAUGGAAGAAAUGAAUAGGAUUAAGAAAUAUAAGCACAUUAGAGUAAAACUGUUCUAACAAAAUAAAUAGUAUGGUCUCCCCCUCCUUGUAUGCUAACGCCAUGCCUUUGUAUUUCUCCCUAAGUUAUUUAUUUAAUAGGAUGUUAAAUAUCUUUUUUCUCCCCCCUUUUUUUUUUGUUUGAAGGAUUUUCUCAGUUGCUUCCUGUUGCAUAAUUGUUCUUUUCCUUCUCUCAGUAUUUUAUACAAGAUUGAGCAAAUCAGAUGCUGAAAGCUCAGGCAAGUGUCCGAAAGUAGAGAAUGGAUAAGGGUUAAAGGAAAACGUAAGGUUGCAGUUUGUGUUUAAUCUUGGUUUU